GUGUCGCUUUACCAACCUGGACUGGAAGGUGAAUGGGUAUGAGUUGGAGUCUGAACUGAAGAUCGGAAAGGUGGAGCUGAUCAAUGAUUUCGUAGCUCAGGGCUACGGAAUGUUGACCCUGGCAGAUGACGAGGUCACCCGGCUGAAUGAUGUGGAGCCAGAAGAGUUUGGCACCAUCGCAUGCGUGGGAGCUGGUACAGGUUUGGGGCAAUGUUUCUUGGUUGCGGACCACAAAACCGGCGAGUACCGAUGUUUUCCAAGCGAAGGACAGCAUGGAGAAUUCGGACCGAGGGGUGCUGGCUCUGACGAACUUAAACUGGAGUUGCUGAAGUAUUUGAAGAUCAAGUUCUCCAACGCCGGCAACCGGAUCUCCACUGAACGUGUGGUCUCAGGAACUGGGAUUUGCAACAUCUACGAGUUUUUAGCGUACAAGCACCCCCACGAAGUGGAUGAAGAGGUGCAUCAGUUGCACAACGAGCGGCCGAAGGAUGCUGGCUUGAUCGCCAUGAAUGCGACACCCGGCUCCUUAUGCGAAAAGACCUUAAAGAUCUUUUCUGAUGCCUAUGGAGCCCAAUGUGCAACAUUUGCACUCUAUGUGCAGCCCUUCGGAGGCGUUUACAUCACAGGCGGUGUGACCAAGAAGAUGCGCGAGUGGCUCCUCAAAGAGGGCUCUUUCAUGAAGGCUUACUAUGACAAAGGCCGACUGACACCGGUGCUACACCGGGUACCUUUGAUGAUUGUGAACAGUGAUGAUAUGGGCCAGCGUGGUGCCCACCUGCGAGCUGUGAUGCUCCUCAAGGCAGAGGUUGAACUCCAAGCCAAGCGGCUCUUCGAUGCACUCGACGUCAACAACGACGGGGUCCUGUUCUUGUCAGAGUUGGAAGGUCUUUUUGAGAUGGCUGGGAACAAAGUUGGUCGGCGGCGUCACAGGUUGGAUAUGGCCGCGCGGUUAAUGGAAGAAUUGGAUUCUGACAAGAACGGUGCGGUGACUUUCGCAGAGUUCAUGAAGGGAUACAACAAACUCCCGACACGGAUGGUCUCCGAGUCAGCCUUCUUGCACGACCCCAACGAUCCACACCAUCAGGCAGCAUCUAUGGAGAUGCAAGAGUUGGUAUCUCCGCCUGACAGAGGCAAUGAUCCUGAUAGUCAAGCAGCUUUGGCAGAGGAGCUUCGCAAGUUCCAGAGCAAAGAGAGGCGGAAGGCUAUCGAUCCUUUCCAGGACUCUCAUGCCCCGCUCUUCCAGACCAGGUUGUACAAGCGCCUCACUGACAAGGAUCCAGCCAAAGAGGACUCAUGGCUGCAUCGGGUGUACUGGGUGAGCAACUCAGGCGGCAUCAACUACCAUAGUGUCACAGAGGGCAAGGCAUUGCAAUACAUUGGGCCCGACCGUGUUGCCGACAUGAUCUUCACUAAAAUUCCGGACGACAAAAAGUCCUGCAAAAAGCAUCGAUUCCGCAUUGAACCUCCCCCAGACGAAGACAAUCUGUCGCCGCCCACGGAGUUUGCAGCUCCCUCACAGGAUGUCUUGGAGCUUUGGAUGAUCGAGCUUGCAGCCCUCAAGAAGAAGGCUCAGGAGAAAAGAGCUCGGAAGUGAUGCUCCAGGUCAGCUCUGAGCCUGGCGUCUACAGUGUCUACAGUAUAGUAUCCAGAUGCAGGCAGGAUCCAUCAGCCCGGGAUUUAAAAAGCUGCGCCCGAACCUUUG
Molecule: messenger RNA, 1702 nt
Organism: Cladocopium goreaui
Lineage: Eukaryota; Dinophyceae; Suessiales; Symbiodiniaceae
Source: the annotation of a GenBank genome assembly